AUGCCACUGGUGAAGAGGAGCAUCGAGCCCAAACACCUGAGCAGAGGAGCUUUACCUGAGAGCAUCAGCAAUGAGCUGGAGUGUGUGACCAACAACACCCUCUCGGCCAUCAUACGCCAGCUCAGCAGCCUUAGUAAACAUGCAGAAGACGUGUUUGGUGAGCUCUUUAAUGAAGCCAACACAUUCUACCUGCGUGCAAACUCUCUGCAGGACCGUAUUGACCGUCUCGCAGUCAAGGUCACUCAGCUGGACUCUAGUGUGGAAGAAGUUUCACUGCAGGAUAUUAAUAUGCGUAAAGCGUUUAAGAGCUCUACUGUUCAAGACCAGCAGGUGGUGACAAAGAGCAGCGUUCCAAACCCCAUCACGGAGAUGUACAACACCAGCGACAAACCACCGCCGCUCAACAUACUGUCUGCCUACAGGGAUGAUCACAUUGACGGAAUUAAGUUCUACACUGACCCCUCCUAUUUCUUUGACUUGUGGAAGGAGAAAAUGCUUCAAGACACUGAAGACAAGAGAAAAGAGAAGAGGAAGCAUAGGGAGCAGAAACGCUGUGUUGACGGUACGCUGCCUCGUGAGGUGAAGAAGGUUCGUAAGGCUCAUAACCGCAGACAGGAAUGGAACAUGAUGGCUUUUGAUAAGGAGCUGCGGCCUGAGCAUCGUCAUCUUCAUCAUCAUCAUCAUCCUCAUCAUCCACUUCACAGAGGAGCAUCAUCUGAGGGCUCGCUGUCUCCAGAGGGAAGCUCAGAGUUUCCAGUGCACCCUCAAGCUGGAGCGCACACACACCCGCGCGUGUUCAUGUCUGUGGACUCCGCAGCAUCUGGUGCUAAUGGGGCGGUGGAGCACGAGUACCACAGUAUUGGUGGUCCUGGAGCUGCGGAUGGAGCUUUCAGAGUGGCUUCACUGUCUCGAGUGCAUCCAAACCCUCCACAGUACACGCAUGCUGAGAAUGGAGUCAACGGGAACAUCACACUUCCUCCAACAGACUACGGUAUGAUGGAGUAUUAUGCCAGUUCAGGUCCUCCUCCUCCUCCACCUCCUCCACCGAUGGCUCCUCUUAUUCCCUCUGCACAGACAGCGUUUGCUUCUCCUCCUGCUACUCCUCAUGCCGGACCAGUCUCUUCAGCUUUACACUAUCCUCUUCCACCUGUCCCGCCUGCUUUAUCACCUCCUCCUGAAGGUCCAGCUCCUCCUCCAGCUCCUCCUGUUCCUCCUCAUCCUGAGGGACGGAGGCUGAAUCUGCAGGCCGGCACAGACGCUCGCAGCGACCUGCUGUCAGCGAUACGCAUGGGCAUUCAACUAAAGAAAGUACAGGAGCAACAAGAGCAGCAGGCUAAAAGAGAGCCGGUGGGCAAUGAUGUGGCCACUAUUCUCUCCCGCCGCAUCGCCGUCGAGUACAGCGACUCAGAAGACGACUCAGAGCUGGAUGACAACGAAUGGUCAGACUGA
This is a messenger RNA of Danio aesculapii, 1449 nucleotides long. RefSeq names its product WASP family member 3a (gene wasf3a). The record is from RefSeq and is a predicted model, not a curated record. Gene Ontology annotation, cellular component: cytoskeleton. The transcript has 8 exons. The coding region runs from base 1 to 1449 and encodes 482 amino acids. Gene Ontology annotation, biological process: positive regulation of Arp2/3 complex-mediated actin nucleation; actin cytoskeleton organization. NCBI's taxonomy places the organism in Eukaryota, Metazoa, Chordata, Actinopteri, Cypriniformes, Danionidae. Gene Ontology annotation, molecular function: protein kinase A regulatory subunit binding; Arp2/3 complex binding; actin binding.